CCCAUCGGUCGGUUCAGUUUCAGCCAGAGAGAAACGAGAAACGUUGCCAGCCGUAAAGUCAGCGGGCCGCGGACGACGAUUUCAAACAACAAGCCAUCGACACUACACCAGCAACACAGUCCACCAGCGACUCGCAACAUUGGGCGAAGAAGACCUGCAACAACAUUGUAUUGGCGAUUCAGUGUACAGUGUCCUGUUCUUUGGUGGCGAUAUAUGAUUUUUUGUGAUUUUUGUGAUCAGUGAUCCGGCGAUCGAUAGCAGUCCAAUACCGAAACCGAAUCCGAUUCCGAGACCGAAUCUGAAAUUGAAACCGAGUUCCAGUUCUCCGCGAGAAUCGCGCGUUAAUUGAGCUGUACGUACAGCUGUAGUACAAAUUUGCAUAACCAGCGACGACGACGAGGCAGAAGGGGAUAUGGCCAUAAACAAAUCUGGCCGGAGCUGAGCGGAGCGUCUUGGUUCACUGAUUUAAUGCCACAAACAGAUUGCAGAUUGUAGCUGUUGCAGUUGCUGUUUCUGCUGCAGCCGCGCCCCUUCUUCAGCUGCAACUCCAGGCCAGAAACCACCUUCACCUCCACCUCGAACUCCACAUCUCUCCUGGGCUGCCUGGUAAACCUGCUUGGAAGCUUGUUUCUGCGGAAGAGCUGCCGCCGGAGCGCCAGACCCGGCAAACAAAAAAUCCAGCUAAAAAAGAAAAAAAUUAAAUACAACAUACACACAGAAGAACGCUGCCGCGUUGUCCGUCGUCUUUGGAAUUUUUCUUUAAAAACAACGCGCUAAGAUUUACAACGCGCGGACCCUGGCAAAAAGUGUAAGAGGCAAGCAAAUGCAGCCGCCGAAGAGUAAAAAAAAUUAGCGCAUAGUGAAGUGUGUCCCCAGUGCUACCAUUACCAAGCUAGUGUGUGAGUGUUCGCGGGCCAAGAAUAAGAAGAGCUCGGAGGCCGACUCGGAGAAAAAGUUUGAAAAGUGUCAAGCGGGCGACCGAACGGCCAAUAACCCAGCGACUGCCAACUGGUAACUGGCAUGCAAUGCGGCCAGGCGACCCCGACGGGUUAAUUACCGUUAUCCUUGCACACCAACAACCACAACAACACCGACUAAAGCCAGUGCAGCCACUAAACGGUACUCAAGUUGUGGAUUACGUAUACGCCGCGGUAUCGUCGCGCUCGUCGUCGUGUGAAAGGACAACAGCAACAACUGCAACAUCCACGGCAGCAACAUCUGCACCAUCAGCCGUAAAAGCCCCAUUGAACACAAGGCAAAGUCAAGUGAACAUUCCAAUUGGAAACGCAUCCGGCUAAUUGGCUCACCGGGAAAUCAAAAAAAGAGAACCGUAGAAAGACAAACAAAACAGAAUAGCAGAAUCCGGAGCCGGCGAAAAUCCCUUCACCAUGAUGCCAGCCAAAGAGGAGCUGCAAUAGACACGAGGCGAUAACUGGCAAUCGAGGAGAGUCAAAGGAUUACAUCCCGGAGCGCACCCCUCCGCCCCAACCCAUCCCCGAGGCAACCCAUUGCACAUCCCGGAAAACUCAAGGAAAAUGCCAUCCGUAGGAAAUAACAGCCGCGAUGGCGGUGGCAACGAUGUGCGUCUCAGUUACGUUGUAAAUCAAGUUGCAUCCGUAUCUGUAUCCGUAUCCGCCGCCGUCUCCGCACCCGAGUCCGCAUCCGGAUCGGCGUUCCCCACGUUCAGUCCGCCGCGGAUUGAGAGCCUGGUGGCCAGCUCGUCGGCGGAGGACUUAAGCAGCUUCGGCGACGUGACAUUCGACAUCUUCGACGACGAUGACGACUUGUUUGGCUCCCCGAUGGCCUUCGACGCCAGCGAGCAGGGCCUCUGGAACGGUCGCUUCGUGCCGCCCCCGCCACGCCCCCCUUUCUUCGUCGACGAGCCGGUGCUGAGCGACGGCCUGACCACAUGUGAUUUAUGCUCCUGGGCGAUGCCCACCAAGAGCACAUUCAUGUUCGAGGGCACGAUAGAAAAGGCCACGGAACUGGGCUGGCCGCUGACGUUGAUCAUCGUGUCCGUGUUGUCGGCGCUGCUAGGCGCCAUCAUCAUGAUUGCUGUGGUGCGCUGCCGGCGCAAAAAGUCCUCAAACAAUCGCAACGACACGCACGUGCAGUGGUGGUCUCGGAACAAGCGCGCCCACGGCAACGGACUGAAUGGUGCGGGCGUGGCCGGUGGUGCGGCUGGAGCUGCUGGAGGCGCUCACCUCAACCACCACCUGAACCACCACAGUGGCAGCAGCAGCACCAUAAACAACAACCACCUGAGGAGGAGCAAUAUCUACACAGCCCACCCUGCAGACAGUAUACGGGGCCUGCACCCACUGCCUCUGCCCCUGCCCCACCCGCCGUCGGGAGGAGUAUCGCCUGCGUCCGUCUCGCCACCUGCCCCACAGCACCAGCAGCAUCUGCAGCAGCAGCAUCCGACAAACCACUACUUCCAUCCAUACCAACAGCAGCAGCAGCAUGUGCACCACACCCAUACGCACUCCCACCACCACCAGCACCCCACGCACCACCAUGUGCCGCUGUACCCGCUCGACUGCGACGAGGACGCGGCCUACGAGGAGCCGGAGUACCACCAGCCACAGGACCUCCACUCCGCGAACAGCAGCAGCUCCUUGUCCACGGCGGGAUCGUCGCCCCUGCCACCACUGGACGGGGGAGGAGCCACCAGUGCCGGCAGUGGGCCGGGCAACCACUGGCCACCAGCUGCUGCCACAGCCACAAUGGUGAUAGCCAGCUGAGAGCCGGGCCAGGACUGCUCCUGGAUCUGGGAGCAGUGAUGGAGAAAGGGAAUGCUUCCUGAGCCCACUUAAGAUGCAGCGCACAUGGGCGGUGCAGAUCAUAAAGGGGAUUACACGUAACAAUUUUGUGAAGUUUAUUUUUGCCAGUUCAUCCAAGGACUCCUCCUGUCUCACUGCCUGAGUGUGUGUGCGGCUGUGGCUGUGUCUGUGUUUCCAAUUGGGAAAACCGAAACGAAUUUAGUGUCACUUCCGUUUCCGUUUCGCAAACUAUCGAACCAGACAGGACGGCGGGAGGCAGUGAGAGGGUUAGGUGGCAUGGCUGUGGUAUGUGGCACAUUCCAGAUACCCGGGCACAUGCUCUUUACAUGCCAGCCACGUUUUAUCUUUUAUUGCCGCUCGGCAUUAGAACUGGGAUUUUGUCGGAUUAAAGCAAAUAAAGGGCGUGCUUUCUGUUUGCACCCAACUGGCAACUGCCGAUGAUGCCACAAGUUUAAAUCGGAGCGUCCUCGCAACUUGUUUCGGGGCAUGCCAGGAUGGGUCACACUAUUGGGAAGACAAGUAUGCCAUUGUGAGAGUCGGAGGCAUAUACCCUCGAAUACCCAUUCACACAAGAUCCUAUACAUUUCCCACUUGUUUUUUGUUUAAAUAGACAUUUUCGGCUAAGCUGUUGUGGGCAUGCUAUGGAUGUGGCGUGGUGUUCGGGGAAAAUGGAUUUGAGACAGGCAUUGGACCGCAGCUUUGUGGCUUUUCACUUCAUUCCGCCCUUGUCCCCCAUAAUGACGAGAGCAAAUUGGUUCUGGACGGCCCUGGCCAGGCAAACCGAAACGAAAUCUAAGCAUGUUGAAGCGCAAAUUGAAGUCCAGCCGGCACAAAAAACAAAAACUAAGCUACAGAAUAAAACUCGCAAAAUCAUCUCUUUAAUCAUUAAUCAAAUUAUGAGCUCAAGCAUCUAAUAGCAUUUGCAUUUUUAAAUAGGUACUCGUAAUAACAAACUCAUGACAAGCAUAUCAAACAUUAACUCAACAGCCAGCAGCCAACAAAAAAGUACUUAAAACAAUCAAACAUUUGCAUAAACUUAAAUGUGAAAGUAAAAACGUAAAAAGUAAAAUUAUGAAAAAGCAGAAUUAUGAAAAACUCGCGCCAUUGUAUAUACACUGUAAAUAUAUUUUGCAAUCCGCUCCAAUUGGCAAUUGCCUGGGGAAGCGUGCCACUGAAAGUUUCUUCUCCAACAUAAUAUUGCAUUUUUUCGAUUCGAUAGCCGAGGAGAAAAACAAUACAACAAACAUGAAACAAAACAUUCCUCUUCAACACAAACGUAAAGUUCAAGUUUUCAUUUAACAAUUACGAAUUACAAUUACGAGUUACGACAAAAACACUCACAACCAAAGACUAGUCAUUUAAGUCACAACGUCGCUAUGUACAAACGAUUAAAUGGGAAAUUAUGAUUAAGCCAGUUAAUUAAUUCUCCAACCGAAUGCGUGUCGGGUCGGCAUUUAUUAGUUUUACGAGAUGAAAGAACAACUGCAAUAUUGUAUUUUAAAUAUUUAUUCAUUAAAGGCACCAACUCCUCUCCUUCCCUCUGUCACCCCCCCUGUCACACAAUAAUCGUAAUUAGCAUUUACAAUUAAAAACUCAAACAUCAAAUAAAUAAUAACUAAUGCGGAAGUAUGCAGAAAUUCACUACAAGCAACUCAAAAUGUUCCAAUGUUUAGAUUAGCCAACUAAUUACGUGGAAAUGUAAACAAAACAACAAGAAGAAAAUACAUGAUAGUUUUCAUAAACGAAUUCAUUAAACUGUGCAUAAAUAAUUUAGGCACAACAAAUGCAAAAUACAAAAUAAAAACAUGCGAAAUCAUAUGCAAAUUCA
Drosophila bipectinata is the source of this 4611-nucleotide messenger RNA. RefSeq lists its product as uncharacterized. The record is from RefSeq and is a predicted model, not a curated record. NCBI's taxonomy places the organism in Eukaryota, Metazoa, Arthropoda, Insecta, Diptera, Drosophilidae.